Boeremia exigua is the source of this 1135-nucleotide messenger RNA. Its product is annotated as pectin lyase fold/virulence factor. The transcript has 2 exons. Gene Ontology annotation, molecular function: pectate lyase activity. Gene Ontology annotation, cellular component: extracellular region. Bases 173 to 1090 code for a protein of 305 amino acids. Lineage: Eukaryota; Fungi; Ascomycota; Dothideomycetes; Pleosporales; Didymellaceae. Gene Ontology annotation, biological process: pectin catabolic process. The record is from RefSeq and is a predicted model, not a curated record.
UUUACCGUUAGGAGGUAUACCACAGCAAUCUAAUUAGGCGAGCAGCCAUGGUAGACGAGUAUAUAAGGAUCUGGGGAAGCUGCAGAAAGGCAUCAUCGCCAGCUGCAGAUCUUCAUUUCACCUGCAAGACAUUGACUACGCAAUACCUACGUGAUCAAGCUCACCCGUCACAAUGAAGCUCACUUCUGCUCUCGUCGUUCCCCUCAUUCCCGCUCUGUCUUCGGCAGCUGCCCUUGGUCGUCGCCAGAAUGGUGAUGGUCCUCAAGGUGGUACUGAUGCCACACAGGGUGACCUCAGUGGUCGCCCACCACCACGCUUCCCCUUCCCGCGUGUCGAGUUCCCCGUCCCCAGGGAGACUGUGGUCUUGAACGAGACCAUGUACAUCUACCCCGGUCAGACCUUUGACGGAAAGAUGAAGCGUUACGAGCGUGUGGAGGGCAGCUGCAACGAGCAGGCCGAGGGUACUGAUGCCGAUGCCGUCUUCAACCUCAUGUCUGGAGCCACCAUCAAGAACGUCAUCAUUGGCAAGCACCAGUCUGAGGGCAUCCACGCACUCGGUGACGCCUGGGUUGAGAAUGUAUGGUGGGAAGACGUCUGCGAGGACGCCCUGACCUCCAAGGGCCUCAACACGCAGCUCCGCGUGAUUGGCGGCGGCGCCCGCAAUGCCCAGGACAAGAUCUUCCAGGACAACAGCCUGGGCGGCAAGUUCAACAUCACAGGCUUCUACGCCGAGACCUUCGGCACCUUCUACCAGUCGUGCGGCAACUGUCUCAACCAGGCCAAGCGCAACGUGACGAUCCAGAACGUCAUCGCCGUCAACGGCACGCGCAUGGGCAUAAUCAACCCCAACUACGGCGACGAGUACCGCCUCAAGAACGCGCAGAUCAAGGACCUCACGCGCAUGGUCGACAAGGAAAUCGGCAACAACGUCCAGACCGUGCCCUACACCGUCGGCACGGGGCCCGACGAGAAGUACGCCCUGUACAACCUCACCCGCGACGCCAUCACCGAGUUCAACGGCACCGUCCUGAACGCGUACACCCCGGAGGAGCCCUACGAGUGGCUGUCCGAGUUCUGGCCCGCCACGUAAACGCGAUAUGCGAGCAAUGAGGAACGACCCUGUAUAUAGAACUAA